Periophthalmus magnuspinnatus is the source of this 1342-nucleotide messenger RNA. RefSeq names its product low density lipoprotein receptor-related protein associated protein 1 (gene lrpap1). Gene Ontology annotation, biological process: negative regulation of receptor internalization; negative regulation of very-low-density lipoprotein particle clearance. Gene Ontology annotation, molecular function: lipase binding; heparin binding; very-low-density lipoprotein particle receptor binding. Bases 114 to 1157 code for a protein of 347 amino acids. Gene Ontology annotation, cellular component: plasma membrane; endoplasmic reticulum-Golgi intermediate compartment; endosome. Lineage: Eukaryota; Metazoa; Chordata; Actinopteri; Gobiiformes; Gobiidae. The record is from RefSeq and is a predicted model, not a curated record. The transcript is spliced from 8 exons.
CCACUUCCACAUACCGCUGCCAGACAAAACAACAGCUAACCUUGCUGCUGCACCUUUUUGUGUUACUUUUUGUACGUUUUAUUCAUCUUUUAUUUCAUUGUUGAUGUAUUAAAAUGAAGCUGGGCUGUUUAGUUUCUCUUGUCUGCCUCGGUGUUGGCGCAAUGGCGAGUAAAUAUUCCCGGGACAUGAAUGAGCCCAAACCGACUAACAGUGAUGGGAAAACUGUGGAAUUCAGGAUAGCAAAGCUCAACCAGGUGUGGGAGAAAGCUCAGAGGAUGCAGUUGUCCCCAGGGCGACAGGCUGAGCUGCAUAGUGACCUGAAGAUCCAGGAGAAAGAUGAGCUGCAGUGGAAGAAGCUCAAAGUUGAGGGAAUGGAUGAGAACGGAGAGAAGGAAGCACAGCUCCGGCGCAACUUUAACGUGAUUCUGGCCAAGUAUGGGAUGGACGGGAAACGGGACGCUCGGACCAUGGAGAGUAACUCCCUCAAGGACCACGACAUCAAAGAGGGAGACCAAUUUGACGAUCCCAGACUCGACAAACUCUGGAAUAAGGCCCAGAGCUCAGGGAAGUUUUCCAGUGAGGAGCUGCUGAGUCUAAAGAGAGAGUUUCAACAUCACAAAGACAAAAUCCACGAGUACAACAUCCUUAUGGACACUAUGAGCCGGACCGAAGAGAUUCAUAAAAACGUGAUCUCUCCACUUGAGGGCGACACCAAGGAGCAUGUGCUGCAUCAGAAACACACAGACCUGAAGAAGAAGAUGAAGGACCUGAACCAGGGCUUUGAGAGGCUCCAAAAGAUCAGCCAUGAAGGCUUCACCGAGGACAGUGAGUUUCGAGAGCCUCGUGUAAUCGAACUGUGGGAGGCUGCCAAGAGAUCCAACCUCACCCAGGACGAGCUGGACUCUCUCAAGGAGGAACUGCGGCAUUUUGAGACGAAAGUGGAGAAGCACAACCAUUACCAGGAGCAGCUGGAGUUGUCCCAUCAGAAACUGCGACAUGUGGAGAGUUUGGGAGACAAAGAGCACAUCAAGAGGAACCAAGAAAAGUACAACACGCUCGCUGAGAAAACCAGAGAAAUUGGCUACAAGAUGAAGAAACACAUGCAGGACUUGACCAACAAAAUCUCUCAGCAAGGACUCCAGCACAAUGAGCUGUGAGAGGCUGGGCUUGUGCUAAAAUAAUAAUACUGAAAAACUUUGACCAAUCCACACGCUGCCUACAGUAGGUACUUCAUUCCUCAUUCAGCUGCUGUAAACUGUAUGCACAUCACAUCAAAUUUGUUUAUACUUUUCUAGAAUGAUCCCAAGUAUUAUUGAUCAGAACCAUGAAUAAAUGUGAUUGU